Messenger RNA from Dipodomys ordii (Ord's kangaroo rat), 2996 nucleotides. RefSeq names its product DnaJ (Hsp40) homolog, subfamily B, member 12 (gene Dnajb12). The transcript has 9 exons. Gene Ontology annotation, biological process: cellular response to misfolded protein. Gene Ontology annotation, molecular function: Hsp70 protein binding. The record is from RefSeq and is a predicted model, not a curated record. Gene Ontology annotation, cellular component: endoplasmic reticulum membrane. NCBI's taxonomy places the organism in Eukaryota, Metazoa, Chordata, Mammalia, Rodentia, Heteromyidae. The coding region runs from base 82 to 1212 and encodes 376 amino acids.
GGCCCCGCGACGCGCCGGCAGCUGGCGCAGCCCUUCGCUCGCCCGGCCUCCCCCUCCCAGGUUCCGCGCUCGGGUUCCGCCAUGGAAUCCAACAAGGAUGAAGCUGAGCGCUGUAUCAGCAUCGCCCUUAAGGCCAUCCAGAGCAACCAGCCCGACCGGGCGCUCCGCUUCUUGGAGAAGGCACAGCGGCUGUACCCAACGCCGCGUGUUCGCGCUCUGAUUGAGUCCCUCAACCAGAAACCACAGGCUGCCGGUGACCAAACCCAACCCACAGACACUACCCACGAGACCCACAGGAAAACAGGUGCGACCGACGCCCCCUCAGCCAACGGUGAGGCUGGAGGAGGAGAGAGCACCAAGGGCUACACUGCAGAGCAGGUGGCGGCCGUGAAAAGGGUCAAGCAAUGUAAAGAUUACUACGAGAUCCUGGGGGUGAGCCGAGGAGCCUCAGAUGAGGACCUGAAGAAGGCCUACCGCAAACUGGCCCUCAAAUUCCACCCAGACAAGAACCAUGCACCUGGGGCCACUGAAGCUUUCAAAGCCAUUGGGACAGCAUAUGCGGUACUCAGCAACCCUGAUAAAAGGAAACAGUAUGACCAGUUUGGUGACGACAAGAGCCAGGCAGCCCGGCAUGGCCAUGGGCAUGGGGACUUCCACCGGGGCUUUGAGGCUGACAUCUCCCCCGAAGACCUCUUCAACAUGUUUUUCGGUGGUGGCUUCCCUUCUAGUAACGUCCAUGUCUACAGCAAUGGACGCAUGCGCUACACCUAUCAGCAAAGGCAGGACCGCAGGGAGAACCAGGGUGAUGGCGGGCUAGGAGUAUUUGUACAACUGAUGCCCAUCCUCAUCCUGAUCCUUGUGUCAGCUCUCAGCCAACUCAUGGUCUCCAGUCCACCCUACAGCCUGAGCCUGAGACCGUCGGUGGGCCACAUCCACAGGCGAGUCACUGAGCACCUGGGCGUGGUGUACUACGUGGCAGACUCCUUUUCUGAGGCACACACCGGCUCCAGCCUCAAAGCAGUUGAGCGGAACGUGGAAGACGACUACAUCGCCAACCUCCGCAACAACUGCUGGAAGGAGAAGCAGCAGAAGGAAGGCUUGCUGUAUCGGGCCCGCUACUUUGGCGACACAGACAUGUACCAGAGGGCACAGAAGAUGGGCACCCCAAGCUGCAACCGGCUGUCAGAGGUGCAGGCCUCCCUGCAUGGAUAGUCCUGGGCCAGCCACACCACCCAGGUCCAAACUAUGAAAUCCCUGGAGAAUUUUUGGUGACACACACUGAGCCAAGGUGACGGACUGUAUAUUUAAAGAAAGACAUACAAAGAAAAAAAAUUAAAAUGGAAUUGGAGGCCGAACGCCGCACAACUGCCCUCUCUCUCACCCAGUAAAUACAGAAAGCUCUUAGGACAGACAGAAAGCCUGCCACAGGGCUGCCUCCCUCCCUCCCAGGGCUGUCAGAGGCUCCACAUCGCUCGCUCCUAGGAUACAGAAACCAUGGCAACAGAAGUAGAAUGUAAAAGUUGCAGCCAAUGUCUGUAGGAAGGACUGGGGGAGGGGGUUAUCCUACCACCACCACCACCACCACCACCCCCCUUAGGAGCCACCAGCAGUCACCUCAAAGCAGCCAGGCAGAAGUGCUGGCCAAGGAUAGCGGAGGAAAGAGCUCACCACAGAAUGGAACCUACAGAUGCUUGUAUAUGUAUAUAUAUCUAUUUAUAUGUAAAUAGACAUAUAUAAAGAUAUAUAUAUAUGUAUAUAGUCUUUAUGCAGGGACUGGGUUUUGUUCUGUAUUUUAAAAAAUGAGGCCUGUUUGAGGAAGCCUGGUUCUUCAAAAGCUACAUGGUAGCCAUGAUUGCCAGGGUAUGUUUUAGUGUCGUUCCCCACCCCUCCCCCUGGCUGUUUCUGAUGGCAGCAGUAAUCAUGGUGGUUGAAAUCCAUUGGAAGCUUCUGAAGGUAGCCAGAUUUGUGGUUAAACUGGAGAGGAGCAGGUGGGGUGGGGCCGCUAAGGGCAGGUACCAGGUCAGUAUUGAGCCAUGGUAGAGACCCCAGGCAGGGCCUAUUCAAGCUGCCUCCUCCUUGGCACCUCAGGUGGGCUUUGUCCUGUUGUCCAGUAGCCAGGCCCCUGCACACGGCAUACAUCAGGGCCUAGCCCCCUCCCGACCCCAGUCCCUAAGUGGGUUUUGCCUUAUAAGGUGCCCCCAGGGCACAGCUCUAGUUGCCACUGGUUUUUCCUAAGUCAAGCACCAAGGAUUCCAGACUGCUUUUCCUCCAAGAGUCAGCCCAGGACCCCAGGACCUCAGGACAGCAGCCGACUCGGGAAGAAGUCAGUGCCUAUGGGCGCCCCUGCCUUCUCCCUCCAAGGACUCCACCAGACCUCCAUUGCUGAUCCCUGGACAAAGGACACGGCAGAAUGGCUUUCUCACCCUCCCUACGAAUGAGGAUUUUUUUCUCUCUCUCUCAAAACAGCAGCUGCUGCCAAGGCAAGGAGGGAGGUUUUAUUUAUUCCCGUGUUUAUACAGGGCCUUUUGGACUCGCUGUGCUCCUGUGGCAGUGGGAGUGGCGUCCUGCCCACUGUCUUCCAAAGCCUUACUUCCCCUAGCUGCCAGCCUCAAGGUGGUAACUGUCCUCCCAGAGUUUCUCUUGGCUUUUUUUUUUUUAAGGUUCCCCCAACAAAUAGGAUUCUUGCUGAGAGGAAGUUUGGUAAGGAAAUGUCAAAUCUGAUUUUGAAACAACGUUGCACCCUGCAGUGAGGUGACCACCCUGGCCUGGCCAGAGUGAUCAUGAGAACUGGAUGCAGGCCAGAGAGGCCCUCCCCUGGUGGCUCUAGCACUCUGCCCCCACCACUGCGACCGUCCAGUCUUGGUAGCUGUCCCUAGAUGGGCUGAGCAACGUGCAAUAAGAACAUAGAUCCUUAAGGAUCCCCUGAGAAGCUGUAUUUCUUGAAUUAGAAUUCUGAAAUUGUACAUCUAUAAAUACAUGUUUAUUAUGUGAUUGAC